Ustilago hordei is the source of this 2229-nucleotide messenger RNA. RefSeq lists its product as uncharacterized. The record is from RefSeq and is a predicted model, not a curated record. The transcript has a single exon. Lineage: Eukaryota; Fungi; Basidiomycota; Ustilaginomycetes; Ustilaginales; Ustilaginaceae. Gene Ontology annotation, cellular component: nucleolus; Noc1p-Noc2p complex; Noc2p-Noc3p complex. Bases 1 to 2229 code for a protein of 742 amino acids. Gene Ontology annotation, biological process: ribosomal large subunit biogenesis.
AUGGCAAAGCAGACAAAAGCCAACAAGAAGUUCCUACGAACGCAGCUCGAUAGCACCAUCAAGCGUCGUCGCGAGCACCAAAAGAAGCGCAAGGUUAUCGAACGAUCAGCUGCGCAGAAGAAGCAGAAGCAGCUCCGCAACACCGGUAAGAAGAGUAAACAUGCACAGGACGUCCAAGCUCCGAAAGAUCUGGGCGAGUACGAGGAGGACGAAGACGUAGCAGAGAGGAUGGAAGCAGAUGUGGCAGCGGCAGGAGGCAAGUUCAAGGGCAUGAGUGUUGACGACUUUCUUGGAGGUGGAUUUAAAAGUGGUGCUGCGGAUGAGGAGGAUGACGAUGACGAUGACGACGAAGGUGAGGAGGCGGAUGACCUCGAGGAUGUGGAAGAGAUGUCGGAUGAUGAAGAAGAUGUUGGCAUGCACGCUCAGGAUUUGGAAAAGCUCAAAGAGAGGGAUCCAGAAUUCUACGCCUACUUGCAAGAGAACGACAAGGACUUGCUUGAGUUCGGCCAGGAAUCUGACGACGAGGACGACGGAGAUGAGGAGGAGGAAGAAGAGCAGAGCACAAAGAAAGCAAAAUCAUCUUCCUCAAAAGCUGCCGCCCAGAUCGAUUCUGGCCCUCAGCGCGUCACGCUCAAGAUGCUUGCCGGCUGGCAAAAGUCGAUGCUUGCCCACCGUUCUCUCAAAGCUCUGCGUCGACUUCUCAUUGCAUUCCGGUGCGCAGUCAAACCCGAAGAAGAAGAUCAGCGACCCGAAGGCGCAUCAUUCAUCAUCGAGGAAGCACGCGUCUUCAACAAGCUCGUCCUCACCGCACUCAAAUACACCCCCGUCGUCCUCCAACACCACGUCCCCAUCUCCGAGGAUAAGCACGGAAACGUCAAGAUCCCUUCCAACAACAAGAAGUGGAACCUCAUCAAGAAACCCAUUCAGUCCUACUUCAGCAACCUCUUCCAGCUUACAGAGACCCUCACUGAGCCUCGGAUGCUCGAGAUCGUCAUCCGCGAGAGCACACGCAUGGUUCCGUACGCAUUAUGCAUUCCAAAGACAACGAGGGGGUUCAUCAAGGUGGCGUUGAAUCUGUGGUCGAGUCAGGUGUCAGAAGAUGGUGUGCGCAUGUCGGCGUUCUUAACGUUGAGGAGGUUGGGUAUGUCGGGUGGUACAGCGUCGUUGGAAAACGUUUUGAGAGGUGUCUACUCGUCAUUCAUUCAGUCGAGUAGGUCGGUGAGCAUUCACACUCAGCCGAUGCUCAACCUGAUGAAGAACACUGCGGUCGAGCUGUACUUGCUGGACUCAGACGCGGCAUACACUCAGGCAUUCAGUUUCAUCCGUCAGCUCGCAAUCCACUUGCGAAACUGCGUCAAGACCAAGACAAAAGAUGCAUUCAAGGCGGUACUCAAUUGGCAAUUCGUUUCGGCCAUCGAGUUCUGGUCGUUGCUGCUCGCACGUGCAUGUGAUAAGGAGUCAGAACGACAGGCAGGAGUAGAGUCGCCGUUGAAGCCACUCAUAUACCCGCUAGUCCAGGUGGGCACGGGUGUGGUGGGUAUGGUUCCCAACUCCCGCUACUUCCCUUACCGAUUGCAUCUGCUCAAGUCAAUGAUGCGUAUUGUCUCGCGUACUGGCACAUACAUCCCGCUGGCACCCCUGAUCUUGUCGGUCUUUGAAUCGCCCGAGUUCCAACGCAAACUCAAAGGCUCCACGUCAGCACCUAUCGACUUUAGCACCACCUUGCGAGCACCAACACAACUUGUCCGCACACGACCUUACUCCAGCCAGCUUCUCUCGGAAUACUCGUUCUUGUUGCUCGAGUUCCUCGCUUCGCAGUCGAGAUCGAUUGCUUUCCCCGAACUGGUGCUGCCAUUGCAGAUUCAGCUUAAGCGUCUUUCGAAGAGCACAACAAAUGGCAAGUUCCAGGCUGAAGCAAAGCAGAUCUUGGACAAGUCCCACCAGACUGCGCUUUGGGUCGGCAAGCAGAGAGAUGCGAUCGACUUCACACCAAAAAAUCUCGACAAGGUGAAAGAUUGGGAGAUGGAGAGCAAGGAGAACCCGCUUGAGGCUAUGUUGAGGUUGGCCAAGAAGGUGCGCGCGAAACAGGAGGCCGUGAUCAAGGCUCAGGCUCAGGUGGUUAUGGAUGACUAUGAGAGUGAAGACGACGAUGAAGAUGAGGACGAAGAUGAGGAGGAGAAGGAGGAGGAGGAUGACGAGAUGGAGGUUGAAGAGGAAGACGACGAGUGA